AUGGCGGCGGCGGCGGCGGCAUCUGGGUUGGCGACUGAGGCGGAUGAGUUCGAGGACGCACCAGACGUGGAGCCGCUGGAGCCGACACUGAGUAACAUCAUCGAGCAGCGGAGCCUGAAAUGGAUUUUCGUCGGAGGGAAGGGUGGCGUUGGCAAGACCACCUGCAGGUGGGUUGGUCAGGGAGAUGUCGUUGGGAAGGAUGGCAGACAUUGCCGCCUCCGCCUUUCUCUCUCCUUGGCAGCUGCUGCUGUGCCUUUUCAGGAGCUGUGUGACAGGCAGAAACCCAGCAAGCGCAGCUUUCAUGCCGCUGAACCUCUGCUGGCAAAAGCUCUACCUGUUGAACGUCCGCAUCUCAUUAAGCUAUGGAGAAUAGUGACUUAUUAGGCAAGCGAAUUGUAUGCACCUUCAUGCCACUGUAUGUAAAUAUCAUGGGAUUUGGGGCACCCUGCUUCAGAUGCGAGACUGGAUGAAACUGAGCAGAAGCAUAGGGGUUGGGUGCCUUCCUUUUUCAGAUUCAUAUUUUGACAGUGGUCAUUUACGCCUUCGUAAUCUCAAGACUAAGUAUUUGAAGCUGCUUUUAUGUGUGGUUGUCCUUGAUGACUGAAAGCUUCAUUUAGAGCAGAAUGCAUUUUCAGACAAAUUCUGAAGAAUGUAAUUGUUCUGGUACUUGGACUGAACCCUCACUGCCUUCUAGGCAUAGCUUUAUCUUGUAAACCCCCAAAUGUCUUGGAUUAACUUAAUUUGUAUCUUGCCUACUUCCUUGUGCAACUCUGCCAACAAUACCUUCUUGAUUAUAUUAGCAUUGCUGUUGUGGAAUAACCUUGUAGUGGUAGGUUUCCCAUUGUGCAAUGCCUUUUCUUCAUAAAGAUUUUUAAAAUUGUAGAUCAGAACUUAAAACACUAUUAGAGGCUAUUAAAUUUGGCUGGGGUGUGUCUGUGUGUUGGAUUUUGAUGUCUAGGGUUAAACCUUUUAAAGUGUGGGCUUUCAAUAUAUUCUAGAUUUACUUUGUGGUGACUCAUAAUAAACUCAUUAAUAUAUUAUUUGGCCUGUUUUUUUGCGGGGGGCGGAGGUAACCUGUCUUGAAAGAGAGGGGUAUCACAAGUUAAAUAACUGAAGCUGUCAUUCUGUGCACGCUUACUCAGGAGUGAGCUGUUUUGCUAAGCCAAUGUGCAUAUGAUUUGGCUGCUUCUGAGUAGCUACUUGUCUGUGACAAGUAAGCACCUCCAUAGAGAAGCAAAGUUGGAAGUCUUUGGAUCAUAAUUUCUUAGGGUGGACAAAUCCAAACAGACCUACUAAGACUGUGAUAGCUGAAGAGCUUAUGUUCUAUGUUUGUAUGUAUUUCCUUUUGUGAUGUUAAUAACUGCACAUUGCUUUACUUCCUGAAUCUAGCUGCAGCCUGGCUGUGCAGCUGUCCAAAGUGCGGGAGAGCGUCCUCAUCAUCUCCACCGAUCCUGCUCAUAACAUAUCAGAUGCUUUCGACCAGAAAUUUUCAAAAGUCCCCACCAAAGUAAAGGGCUAUGAUAACCUUUUUGCCAUGGUGAGUGUUCCUCUGAAGGGACUGGGUAGUAUUGAGCAAAAAAAAAAAAAGGUUCUUACUACAUAUAGGAAAAGAUCAGGCAGGGGGUGAAAACAUUCUUUUUUAUGAUCUUGCUCUUUCACACUGAAUAGAUUAUGAUAUGUAGCAAUAAGGCAAGUAAACCAACUGAAGUUUUCCUCCAAAAUGUCUGUGUCUUGGACUGUGAGGAGAUGAUCGUAUAUUUUGUUUAACUGGUUUCUCUUCGUUGUAUUUUAAGUGAUGUGACUAAUGUAGUGGUUUGUAACCUCGAGAAUUUAUCUGUAACUUAGACUUGCAUUCUAUAAAAUUAUGAAUGAAAUAAAUUCCAUCAGCAGCAAUAUACAUAAACAGCUAGUGUUUCAUGGGCAAGUAUCAAACUUACAGCAGCCUUUAGUAGAAACAGUUGAAAAAAUAUUUUCUAUCAAAUAACCUGUGAUCAGCAUAACAUGUGACAAUACAUUGACACAUACAAAUAAAUGCUUCCAAAACAAGACCCUCUGCAUAUGACACUUUGUAUCUGUAAGUUGCAGGUUAGCACUAAGUCUGUGUGGGAAGUUGUAAUGCCCACAGGAAUUCACACUGGGCUAUGAGAACACCCUAAUUAUUUGUUUCUUUUCAAACCAACAUUUAUCAUAAUCUUCAGGGAAGACAAAUGUCAGGGAAAUCUCCCCGACCUUUUUUUAAAAGGAUUUUAUAUGCAAUUACUAUAUAGUGGUAUUUCUGGUUGUGAACGGGAUCCGUUCUGGAGGCCCAUUCGCAACAUGAAAAGAACUCAACCCGCAGCGGUGAGUCUGCACAUGCGCGGGUUGCAAUUCGCUGCUUCUGUGCAUGUGCAUGGCAUCGUUUUGCGUGUCUGCGCAUGCGCAAGUGGCAAAACCCGGAAGUACCCUAAAUUUAGGGAAGUACCCUAAAUUGUCCAAUGUUGACAACAAAUAGUGCUGAUUGUAUGCCUUUUACUGGAUUUACAUUUUCAAACAUCUUGAGGUUAUUUUCUUUUUCCUCCAUGUAUUCCGCAACGACAAGCAUAAAAAUAGCCUCAAAUUACAAAGAAAUCAGUUAUUUGUGGUGUUACUUUUAACUGUGAGUUGACAUGGUGAGCAUUAGUUUGAAAGCCUCUUUGACUGGACAUUGAAAGAAUUGUUCUACAAAUCGGGGGUUUUAGCUCUGUUUUAAACAUCAUGUUUCUUUUUGAAUGGCUGAAUGACUCUGCUUUUGUUUUAUGAAAAGUGGUGCUGAUCCUUCUAUUUAUUUCUCAGGAGAUUGAUCCCAGCCUAGGUGUGGCUGAACUUCCAGAUGAGUUCUUUGAGGAGGAUAACAUGCUGAGUAUGGGCAAGAAGAUGAUGCAAGAGGCUAUGAGUGCCUUUCCUGGCAUUGAUGAGGCCAUGAGCUACGCAGAAGUUAUGCGGUAAGAACUGUGGCCUGGAUCAUCAAGCCUUCUAACCUUUUCUAGCCUGUGGGAGGCUUAUUUAUUUAUUAUUUCAUAAAAUUUAUACACCGCUUGAUUGUGGGUUAAAAAACAAACCAACCUCAAAGCGGUUUUUGGGUUGAGAAGCAGAAGACCAGACUUCAAAGGUAUUUUACUGUGUUCACCAUUAUGAAGUUUGGGUUAGCCAGAGGUAUCCCAAGCCUAAUGGUUUAGCCAUUAGGAUAGUCCAGCAUAGUAACUGAGUAUGCUUUGCACAAGGCCAGAGUUAUUAUAUUAUUUGUGGUUUGUAUCCAACUAAGUAGGCUCCCUGUAAUAAUAGUAAUAAUAAUAAUAAUAAUAAUUUAAUUUAUUUAUAUGCUGUCCAUCUGACUUGGCUUACCCCAGCCACUCUGGGUGGCUUCCAACAAAUAUAAAAGCGCAAUAAAACAUUAAAUACUUUACUAUACAGGGCCAGUGUUAGAAACAGAGAUACGAAAGCUGGGAGCUAAAUGGCACCUUAAACCUAGGUUAUGGGCACAACAACAGAAUGUGUGAUACCUUCGGGUAUAGGGCGGUAUAGAAAAUAAUAAUAAUACUACACUUUUUAAAUAACAGAAAUACAAAUCUGAAAAUGAAUGAACUGCAGCUAAAGUAUUAUGUUCAUUUUUCCCAUGAUCUAGUCCUUCCCCUGCCCAUCCCUCUAAUAUUAUUAAGAGGGUCUCUUCUCCAGUCUUCGAAGAGUAGCUGGAAGUGGGAAGGCUGAAAAAGGUCCUCCUUUCCUUCUACUCUUUAGUUUUAAUCUGAAAUCUUAGACGCAGUAUUGCACCCAGAGCUCAGAAACUGCUCACCCUAAUGAAAUCCCUGUCGCAAAAUGUGCCUAGAACAAUGGGAGUUUUGAACACUGUAUGGGGCUGACUUGUUGUUGUUUAAAUAAGUAGGCUCACCUAAGUUAGCCAUGACCAUUAAUUUAAAUGACUCUUAAUCGUGAGUAUGGCUAAUGUUGGAUUCAACCUUUUGUGAUUUAUGCGUCAUUUUUUGCACUGGACAAAUUUGUGCACCAAAGUUCCAUAACAUCCAUUGUUGCAUGAUAUGGAUUCCACAUACAAAGUUUUCGUUCACAGAGCAAAGAAAGCACUAGCAUUAAGUGAACCUUAGAGUGUACUGUAUAUGUAUGCUGGGGAAGGUCAGUAUAAAGAAAGAGGUGACUAUUUCUAACUGCUCCAGCUGAUGGUUCUUUCUCUGGCCUGCACAGGUUGGUGAAAGGGAUGAAUUUCUCCGUGGUAGUGUUUGACACAGCACCCACUGGGCACACACUACGGUUGCUCAAUUUCCCCACCAUCGUGGAGCGGGGGCUAGGCCGCUUGAUGCAGAUAAAGAACCAGAUCAGUCCCUUCAUAUCACAGGUAAAAUGGGAGAGGAGCCAGAAAAAUGAGGCGUUCCUGGAAAAAAGACCAUGCCAGACAUCUUUUUAAAAAUUUCCACCAUGUGGCACUUUGCAAGUUUUUGCAUGGACCCCAGUAUUAUUCUUGCAACACUCAGGAGCAACAUGAAAUAAUCUAUUUGAUUUGUUGGGUUGCUUGCAGGACACAGUUGCACUUAUUGCUCUUGGAGUAUUGGGCUUUGUCACUCUGAGUUGAGCUGAUAAGCAGGUUUUGCUUAUUCCCUCCUCUGUUGCUUGCAGGACAUGUAGGGGUGACUUGUUGUCUGUUAAUAGAAAUCUCUCAUUGCAACUCCCUCUCUGUUAUUCACUAGAUGUGCAACAUGCUUGGCCUGGGAGACAUGAAUGCUGACCAGCUGGCCUCCAAGCUGGAGGAGACCCUCCCUGUCAUCCGCUCAGUCAGUGAGCAGUUCAAGGAUCCGGCAAGUAUUCUGCAGAGAUGAGGGGUUUGGGGGGGGUGAUGCUUCACCUUUGGCAAAGGUGAAUUUGGAAUGUAUAGUAAGAUGAAACAUGCUUACAUUUGUGACUGCUUCAUUAGAUUUAACAUUAAUUAAUUCAGUAAGCUAUUUUUAUAUACUUGUUUUUUAUAAUUUUGCAAAACUUUUUAAAUUGUCUUCUCAAAUGUAAUAUUCAUUUUCAGUCCAUUCAAUAGUUGCAGUCUUCCAGAUGAUAUUAGUUCAUUAGAAUGAUCAGGCUAAAGAUGACUUCUCUCAUAGCAUAAUAUUCUAUCAAGUAAUGAAAAAGAACACUGAAAUGUAGCUGGUUAAUGUUUGUAAGUAGCCAGAGAUCAAUUUCUGCUUAGUUCAUUCCAUGAAACGGCAACAAGGUCAGGUCAGGUCAAAAUGAAUGUUGUUUAAAUCUAGACAGGGGCCAUGUUUGCAUGUAAUGAUAAGCCAGACUUUCUUCCAUUCUGUGCGCAUGAUAAACAGAUUGAAGACUUGGCUUCCUUCCUACAUCUGAACCAGGAAUCAUGGUUUGUUGCUCUCUAAUAAGCCAUGAUCAGCAAGUCAGCAACAAACUAUGUUCCAUGAUAGGGUGACUUGAGUUUCUCUCACAUAGGCUGGGCGUAUUUGUGUUCCAGUCGUGACAACAAGGUAACAAACAAACAAACAAACAAACAAACAGAGUUCACCCAUUACUACAGAAUCUCAUCCUUUGUAUUUAUAGAAUCAUAGAAUUGUAGAGCUGGAAGGGAUCCCGAGUCAUCCAGUCCAACGUCCUGCAAUACAGGAAUUUCUGCUAAAGCAUCCAUGACAGAUGACUGUCCAGCCUCUGUUUUAAAACCUCCAGUGAAGGAGAGUCCACCACCUUCCAGUGGAAAGUUCUUCCUGAUGUUUAGUCGGAAUCUCCUUUCUUGUAACUUGAAUCCAUUGCUCCAUCUUCCAUGUGACAGCCCUUUACAUAUUUGAAGAUGUAAAUGGUAUUAUGAUAUAUGGUAGUAUGUCUCCGGUGCUAAAUUUAUCUAGAGGCCUCUGUGUUGCCACCCACAACUAUUCUGUGGGAGAGUUUGCCCCUUUCCGGCUUUUUGGACUCUAUACCCUCUUUAAUGUGCAGAGCAUGACCACUUCCAGUAUACCCUUUCCUGUCCUCCUUAUAGAAUUUGAAUUCUAAGAUAACCACAUCUCACUGGUUGUUUCCAUUCAACCAGGUUUCCAUUAUGCCAACAACACAUAUGCUCUCUCUUUAAGCUCACAAAUCUUGGCUCUUCCUGCAAGGAGCUUAUAAUACAAUUUUGACAGUAGGGGGAGUCCGUGCAUGACUGCAAGCAAAUGUAGUAAACUUAAGUUUUAUUUGUAGAGCAGGGUUAUCGCUUGGUAAUCCUUAUUUACUGUCAUUGUCCAUUUGGCGUGUAGUUUGCUUGCCUCCAAAGUUCAGAUGUCAAAAUAACCUAGGUUCUGGCUUAUUUUGCAGCAGGAGCAGGGAAGGUGUGGAGCAAUAAAUAUGCAUGCUGCAUAUUUUGAUUAAACCAUAGUUUGUUCUAAUAUAAUGUUCAAACCAGGCCAGGGCAUCCAGAUACUUUUCCUGAUCUUUCCAAUUGUAGCAGCAAUCUAUUUGAAAAUAGAAUCUUCCAGUUAGAGUGAAGUUGCUACGUGCCGAAAAGAAUGAGACCUGAAGUGGGGAUUUUCUGACCCAACUUGGAUUGGGGCUGGAUCAGGAAGACCUUCGGGGGGGGGGGAGCAUGUCACAUACACAAGUCUCCACAGCACUGACAAGUCUACAUUUUGCAAGUGUUUUCCAUUCAUGGCAGCUCCUCUGCUAAUGUACAUUUACACUGACAGGAAACAGCUGGUACUGGCUGGAGUGAUUUUUGGAAUUGCUGGGGGUGAGGAGUUCAACUUUGGUACAGUCGUACCUCAGAGGUCGAACGCCUUGCGAGAUGAACAUUUUGGCUCCCGAACUCUGCAAACCCAGAAGUGAUUGUUUCAGUUUGCGAAUGUUCUUUGGAACCCAAACGUCUGUCACAGCUUCUGAUUGGCUGCAGGAGCUUCCUGCAGCCAAUUAGAAGCUGUACCUUGAUUCCAGAAGAUUUUGAAAGUCAAGCGGACUUCCAGCACGGAUUCCGUUCGACUUCCAAGGUACAACUGUAUUAGCAUAUUAGUUUAUUCUUUAUUAAGCCCCAGUGGCGUAGCAUGGGUUGUCAGCACCCGGGGCAAGGCAAGUAAUUUGCGCCCCCUAACCCCUAACCUGCCGCUGCUGCCUGGUCUGGUCUGGUGUGGUUCUCUCCCGCGCUCAGCGCUGCGCUGGGCGGCCGCUGCACUGUCCCUCCCCCAGAUAGUCCCUCGCUCUCUCUCCGCACCGCACGCCUGGCACCCACCCCCUCCACAGUGGGCGGCGACCCAGCGGCUCGGAUCGGAUUCGCACAGCCAGCACUGCAGUGAGAGAGAGUGAGUGAGCCAGGUAGGGGCAGAGAGCUGCGAGUGCGAGCACGCCCCCCCAGAUGUUGCGCCCGGUGCGGCCGGCCCCCCCUGCACCCCCCACGCUACGCCACUGUUAAGCCCACAGUCUGCUUCAUUCAGAUCCUGGGAGACCAAGUAAUAUGUCUAAGCCAGUCAGUCACCCUGGUGGUAUUUUUUUUUUUUUUUUGCAGGGUAUGUGCUUUGUUUUCUGGCUUUGGGUUGCUGAGUAUUGGCUGUAGUUUCAGAGGGAAACCUAAAGAGAUAGAAACAUAAAUCUUAAACAGUUGUUCAACUUGUGAAUCUCAGCUAUUGGAAGCUAUUGCAUACUAUUACUACACUGGUUCUUGUGCAUUCUUAUGUGACCAAUGUGCUCCACGGCUGCUAUAACAGCUGAUAUGGUAAAGGAGCAGGAAUGAAGGGAUUGCAUGCCUCCUGGCUCUCUUUUUGCCCCAAAGGCAUAGAAGAACAUUGUGUUUCUCUUGCAAAAUGUUGCAAAUCUCAUUGUGUUGUAAACUGCUCUAGUUAUACCCCUGUGAACAUUACACUUUCUUACUAGACUCUUGCUCAGAGUAAUUUUUUUUUUAAAUUAAACUUUAUAACAUUUAAUAAAGGAAGUGAAGUAAAAAUCGGGACAAAAUGAGAAGCGGUGGGUAGCGGGGUCCCACCAGCUCACAUUUUUUCUAGCUUAGAGGAAUAAUAAUAAUAAAGCUUUGUCUCCCAGCUGUUAGCUGAACAAACUUUCACCAUUGGCCAUAUGGGCAGGUAGGGAGUUGUCGACAACAGAUGAGUUAUUUGAUGCAGGAAUGCUGCAUUGGAUCUUCAUGUUUUGACUGAAGGAUAGAAUAGGCCAGCAGGCAUCUCUAGUAAUAGAAGCGUUCCUUAACUUUUGAAAACAUUAUUUGCAAAUCCAGGUGUGGCUAUAAUUGUCAGGACUUUUGCCUGCCAACCACCCUGUUUCUAAUUGGUUGGAAUGUAUCUUGUAAAGAUGGGCAAGGGUUUUGAAGGAAACGGGAUGGAACAUGACUUUAGGGAGCUAUUUGUAGGGCACUGAGGUGGGCAUGUCAGCCUUGUCCUUUGUAUUGUUUGCAUGUUAGAGUAGUUAAAGGCUGGGUUUCUGCAUUUAAUUGUCCAUUUUGCUAUUAAUUAUGCGAGUGUGGGUGUUCCUUAGGCAAAGUAUUGUGACCAAGUCUAGCAACAAUCGGGCAGAGACAAAGAAUUUAACCGUGCAACUAGCCACUUCGCUGGUCACCUCAAGUGAGUGAUUGCCUUAAAUGGCCAGGUGAAUUUCCAGUCUUCUACUGGAGACUGGGGGCAGGAUUCAGCUAAUAAGUCCCACAAGUGGAAGCCCUAACAAAUAUUUGCCCUAAUUUAACAGUGCUCCCCCCCCCUUUGCAGCCCCAGAAUUGCACAUGGGGUGGAGAGAGAGGGGAUUGUUCUGUCUGGCAGGCUGAAAUGCUUGAGCUGGCAAAACAUUUGCCAUAGAGCUGCGUUGAAUUCCUCCCUGUGUGCUAUGGGUUGCUCCUGCCUUUAAGCUAAAACUCUUAAGGCUGGAAGAAGAGGCAGCCUCAUAAACAUAUUCUAGUCACUCUUCGUUCCUUUCUGUCCUUCUAGCAGGUGGAGGAACUGAAAGAAUAUGGGGGCUAGCAGCCUCUUUGGGUGCUUUCCCCCUUUGUCUGGCUCCUGGUGGAGCUGCACUGGCUCCCAGUGGAGUACAGGAUCAGGUUUAAGGUGCUGGUUUUAACCCUUAAAGCCCUAUACGGCCUAGGACCCUCGUACCUACGGGACCAUCUCUCCUGGUAUGUCCCACAGAGGACCUUACGGUCUGUAAAUAACAACACCCUGAAGAUUCUGGGCCCCAGGGAGAUUAGACUGGCCUCGACCAGAGCCAGGGCCUUUUGGGCUGUGGCCCCGGCCUAGUGGGACGCUCUCACAAGAGACCAGGGCCCUGCAAGAUUUGACAUCCUUCCGCAGGGCCUGCAAGAUGGAGCUUUUCCACCAGGCCUUUGUUCAGGGUUCAGUCUGACUCAUUUUCUGUUUGUAUGAGAACAAGCACGAAGGAGGUUUCCCAGCCCGCUCACGGGUCCUUAUAAUAUCAGUGGAAACAGUUGGUCCUGGCGAGUAUUAACCGCUUUCAGUUUUAACCUGAGGGUUGUCAUUUGUCCAGUUUUAAUUUUAAUUUAUUUUAAUUAAUUUUGGGAUGCAUUUUAAUCAAUUGAUUGCUUGUUUUUAUGCAUAUUGUAUUAUUUAUAUGAUGUUAGCUGCUCUGAGCCCGGCUCUAGCCGGGGAGGGCGGGGUACAAAUAAAAAGUUGUUGUUAUUAUUAUUAUUAUUAUUAUCUGAGCUAAGAAACAAGGCAGGGUGCAUAAGUGCUGUGUCUCCUUCUUCUGUGCCUAUCCUAGAUAAGCAAGGAAGUUACCAGCUGCCCAAGUGCCCUACACUAGACACUGCAGCCAUUCUUCUCGACCAUGCUGGUGAAAGGAUAGUUCCAGAUUCUGUAGACGUGAUCUGUGUGCCUUCUGAACUUAACUGGAAAAGAUGGGAUUGCAAUGGCUGAUCCCCUGUACCCAGAGAUAGACGUGACACAUGGUGUGGACUAUGUGAACAGGUGUUCAGGUGGCAGAUAACCUGAGGACAAGUGGCCAUAUUGCUUCCUGAGGGGCAACAGCUUUUGUUGCUUUGCCCUCUGGCCUUAUUCCUCUAAAAAAACCAUGGUGGUGGAAGGAAUGUAGAAGCUGAGAAUUUAAGGUGGAAACAGGGACUGUGGGGGAGACAGCAGCACACAGGUGACUCCCAGGGAUGGGAGACCAGCUCCUACAAUUUUAUUUGCAUUUGUGAACCAAUGGCACUUUAUCCCCUCCCCAGGAACAAACAACAUUCAUCUGUGUUUGUAUUGCCGAGUUCCUGUCCCUGUAUGAAACAGAGCGGCUCAUCCAGGAGUUGGCCAAGUGCAAGAUCGACACCCACAAUAUCAUAGUCAAUCAGUUGGUCUUCCCUGACCCAGAGAAGCCCUGCAAGAUGUGUGAGGCCCGGCACAAAAUCCAGUCCAAAUACCUUGACCAGGUAUGGCUAGAGACUGUUCAGAUUUUUCAGUGUCCAUUUUGGGGAAGUGGCAGCAGUCAGGCACCAAUCUAAGCCUGGGGAUCUGCUUUAUAUUGAUUUAGCCCACUGGUCCAUCUUGUCUGAUCCUAAUAUUGUCUACUUGGACUGUUAAGGUCUCUGAUUUGCAUACCUAACUUUACAACUCCCAGCCCUUUUGGUCAAUAUUACUUUAAACUUCUGAAUGGUUGAAGUUUGCUAUUCUACUUUUACCUUCGGCUUCAGAAUUCCUGUCUCCCAGCAUUCCCCUUUCCAUUGCCACGGCAAGUGUUUAGCUUUUCUAGAGGGGUGCAAAUAUCCAAGUGAACAGUAGCCACUGGCAGUUUAAGAAAUGGGUCCUGCAACUGGCUUGCUGUAGAAGGCAGGAAGCGGGUCUCCUCCAUAUGUGCUGCUCUUUGUGGAAUCUGGCCUUCAGGUGGAAAUGUGGAAUUUUUCUCUUCUAUAACUUUUAUCUCUGUUCAGUCCAACCUCACUAUUAUUAUUCUUUGAAAAUGAAAGGGAAUGUUUACUAGUAAACUGAGUAGUUUUUGUCCAGGGAAAAUAUGCAGACCUUCCCCAAUGCCUCCACAGACAGGCUUCACUUUUCUCUGCCAUUUUGUUGCUUCUGCUUCUUCUGUAUUCCAUUUUGCUUUUUCUACACUCUCCUUUUCUUUCCCUUUGAAUGAUCUUUGCAGCCUUUGUAUCCAUCCACCUCUUUCUAAUCAUGGUAUCCUUUUUCUGUGACUUCCACCCUUGCUAUCUCUUCAUUCAUUACUCAGCCUGAAAAGUUGUGGGGAUGUUUUAUACAUUUUUCUUGGGCCAAAACCUCCAUUUCCCACUCCAGUUGUCCUAUUGCCUCUUCAGUACUAUGUACUCUGUUUUUCUUUCUGCCACUUGUGCCUUUUCCAUGUGUCCUUCCUUUCUUCACUCAGUAAACCAAGGGAUGGUUAAUCUGUACCAGGUCUUCCAAGGGCCCAGCUGUAAAGCUGUUCAAAAUUAGUUUAAGAUUGCCAUUAGACUGCAAGAGGAUUACUUUUCUUAGUGCUGUUGCGAAGAGGGUCUUCCAAAGUCAACAGAGCACACUUUCCAACCAAGCAGGGAACUGCUGCUGAGAUUCUUCCAUCUUGAUUCCCAAUAAGAAGUUUGUAAUUGUUAGAUGCUCCUUUUGAUUUGUCUUUCUUUUCCUCCUCCAGAUGGAAGACCUCUAUGAAGACUUUCACAUUGUAAAGCUGCCACUCUUGCCCCAUGAAGUGCGAGGGGCUGAUAAAGUCAACACCUUUUCAAGUCUGCUACUGGAGCCCUACAAGCCACCCAGUGCAAAAUGA
This is a messenger RNA of Podarcis lilfordi (Lilford's wall lizard), 11694 nucleotides long. The record is from the annotation of a GenBank genome assembly. NCBI's taxonomy places the organism in Eukaryota, Metazoa, Chordata, Lepidosauria, Squamata, Lacertidae.